Acanthoscelides obtectus is the source of this 507-nucleotide messenger RNA. NCBI's taxonomy places the organism in Eukaryota, Metazoa, Arthropoda, Insecta, Coleoptera, Chrysomelidae. The record is from the annotation of a GenBank genome assembly.
AUGAACUUCAUCACCGAGCUUCGAAAAAUCAACCCCGAAAGAAGAAUCAUCCUCCACCAAGACAAUGCAAGCUUGCACACAGCCCAAAAAACAAGUCAGUUUUUAACGGAAGAAAACGUGGAAUUAUUGGACCAUCCUUCAUAUAGUCCCGAUCUAAGUCCUAACGAUUUCUUUACUUUCCCAAAAAUUAAAAACAGACUGCAUGGUCAAAGGUUCCAGUUACCAGAAGAAGCAGUUGACGCAUUCAAAAAUGCCGUUCUGGAUCUGCCAGCAAACGAGUGGAAUAAGUGCUUCGAAAAUUGGUUCGAGCGCAUGCAGAUGUGUAUUAAUAUUCGUGGAGAAUACUUCGAAAAACAAUAAAGUCAUUUAAAACUACCUACCGUGUUGUUUUAUUUACAUAUGCAAAACUUAAAAGACAUCCCUCGUAUGUGUAUACAGUGUUUUUCAAAUUAUUCCCUAAGUUGCUUAGAUAGGGGCAAAGUUGCGUUUUAAUUUCUUCCUGACUUU